AUGGAGAAUCUCCCGACGUACAUCCAUGUGAGCCUUCAACAGAGCACAAAGCCCACGGAGCGGAUUCAUCUUCCAGUCAAGUUUCGAAUGACAGACCCCACUCUUGAGAAGAUUGCCGUCAAAAAAAUGAAAUCUAUAGAGAAAGGAUACUACUAUCCUUUUAUUGACAUUGUCUUUGUUAGAGGGGGUGUUGACCUCACAAAGAACCCUCACGUCGAUCCAAACAACAACAAUGAGAGCGGCCUCUACCGUAGUGUGCAAAUAAUAACAAAAAAGAAGGACGGCGAGGAAGAAAUUGAUAAUAGUUUCAUAUCACCAGAUGAAGAUGCUUCGUGCCUUCACGGUUAUCUAUUUUUCGCGUACAAGACUAUGGAAGAUAUGCAUACCACGAUGUUCACAUCUUCUUGGAAGACCUGGUCGGGAGCUAGGAUGUUGUAUUCAAAAAUGCCCGAAGAUAAUGAUGUUUCCAAGCUCUCAUUUUACAAGCGAGUUUCGGGAAAUUUGAAUUUCGAGUACAUUCUAAUAGCAAAGAUAAGAAAUAUGAUGCUAAACGCUGCUCCAGCUCUCAAUGUUUUGCAUUAUAUGAAGCCAAAGGUUUGCGCAUAUGUUGGAGCGUAUCGCAAAAUUCCAUUCGAGGUAAAUCGAGAGCUUUGCGAAUGCCUAGGACUUCAAGAUGCUAACUACGCGGACGCGCUGACCACAAAAAUGCGUGUCAUAUAUAGUAAUAAUACAGGUUAUGUUCAAUUGUCCGAUCAUAUCGAAUUCCGAUGCAAGGAUGAAGAAGAGGAGAAAGAAUUUAAAAAGAAGAAUCCAACUAAGAGAAACACUGAAGUUCAAACUGAUCCUCCAAUUGCUCGUCAUACCAAGAGAACCCUUCCUAGAACACUUUCAUCAUUUCCAGUACCUGGCACCUCAUCGAUUAGGGAGACUGAAAUCGAAGCAGGCUAUAGUAUCCCAUCUCCAGAGUAUAUAAUUCACAACAUCAUGGAACACAAACAUCGUAUAGUCAAAAUAGGGGAUCAUUGCCUUUUGGUGUUAGACAACCGAGACCUUGUUGUUCAACCUCAAACUCGAGCUCCCAUUGUUGAUAUCAGUCCAAAACGUGAUUCGCCAAAUGCUCCAAAUUUGGGAAACAAUCAAAACAUGGAUGCGAUGAAUAUGAAUUAUACGGCGCCAUCCACCAGCAGGAUAAUGUCUCCAAUUGCGCCGAUAGACGAUGGCGCACUUCUUCGUCGCCUCAAGACCCAAUACUUCAAUUCACCGGAAUACACCGCGGCCGAACUCUGCUCUUCCACUUCACUGUAG
Molecule: messenger RNA, 1305 nt
Organism: Caenorhabditis bovis
Lineage: Eukaryota; Metazoa; Nematoda; Chromadorea; Rhabditida; Rhabditidae
Source: the annotation of a GenBank genome assembly